AUGGGAGUUCCCGACCCGCCCGAGCCACCGUUGGGAGAUGUUGCAGGCGAGGACCAAUCUGCUGAGGUCUUAGGUGCCACUCCACCAACAACACGAGCCGAACAGUUGGCCUUGAAGGGCAAGAAGCGGAAGAACAAGAAAUCCAAGACGGGCUUGACGGCCAAAAAGAAGAGGGGUAACAAGAAGGCCCUGCCUUCGCCGAGCCGGCGGCGACGCAGAUUGCUUCGCCGCAAAUCCAAGUCCUCGCACUCUUUGUCUGAGAAGGUGAUUGCAGCAGAUGAUGCGAAGCCUGUUGAACAUGCUUUGGACGUCGAAGCAGAACUUAAGCCAAAGUCAACACGAGGUUCCAAGAGCAGAGGCCCAAAGGCCAGCAUCAAGGACGCAUCGCCAGCGGACCCUGAGAGCAAAGUGAAGCCAUCCAAGCCAGAAGCAGCAGCAAAGGGCAAAGCAAAGGCAAAAGCAAAAGCAAAAGCAAAAGGAGCGCCAAAGGCAACAGCAAAGGCAAAAGCAAAGGCAGCAGCAAAAGCAAAAGCAAAGGCGAAAGCCAAAGGAGCGCCAAAGGCAACAGCAAAGGCCAAAGCAAAGGCUAAGGGUGGGCCAGUGGACAAGAAGCGAGGGCGGUCCUCGGCCGGAUCGCUUGAUCUUGUCAUGCCAAAGGACCUGGAGGGCUGGUCGGAUAUGAACAUGCAGGUGGUCUUGUCUGCCUUCGCUAGGGAGUGGUAUGAUCACAAGGAUGAUUGCAUGGCUAACUUCAAGCUACUCAUGCGUGAUGUCUUGCCGCCUAGCCAAAGCCAUGAAGUUGCUUGCUUGAACAUCUACUGGACGCGGUUUUCCUGUGGAGUUACCAUCAAGUCGACGAAGAAGGAUUUCGGAUCCUAUCAUCUGCCCCACAAGAAGGCAGCGCCAAACCUUCGAUUGGCCGUUGAGUUCUUGGACAUGAUGAUGAACGAGAAAUGCCCGCACACUGGGCAGACCUACCGGGAGCUGGGAGUAGACAAGCUCCUUGCCCUCCCCUUGAUCACAGAGGUCUUCGAGAGCUUGAAAGAGGAUGGAGCAGCUGUUGUCGAGGUCACAGCGAAGCCAGCGGUGUGCCGGAAGCCCUGGUCCCACGGUGCCAGCAAGACAGUGCACAAGACACUGAAGAACAGUCUUCUCUGGCACGUUUACACCGAGUUCGUGGUCACCCUGCUCCUGCUCGUUUGGUCUUAUGACUGCAUUGGGGAGGACUUUCACAUGCUGGAAUUCUUCGCGGGACGUGGCCGAGUCUCGGAAGAAUUCCGAGCGGCAGGGACGGUCCUGCUGCUGUACUUGGCUACGAGCAGAGGCUUGACGUGGCUGGUGGAGCAACCCCGAACGGAGUAUCCAUUGGCCUUCGCGCGGAAGCUGGUGUCUUUGAAUGCGGACUUGGCGAGAUCCGCUUGUGGUCAACCGACGCUACCUGAUCCUCUGCCAGAUGCCCUUGAAACCUUUCAGUCGAUGUCUUGGGGCCAAGAGUCAGAACUUUGGCAGUUUGCAAAGCUGUCUGAAGUGUUCUUUUACAUCAGAGGCAGCAAGCGCCUCCGUAUUCCAGAGAAAUGGGAUUGCCUUCGCAUGCUCAUAGUCUUCGUGACAGUCCCGGCAAUGGCCCGGCAGGGGGUGUCCAAGCAUUUGCAGAAUGGCUGGGGUGCCGGUCCAAUCGAAGUGUUGGAGUUGCUCGUGCUUGAACAGGAAGCUCGCGAUGCUGCCGGGGCUGCCGAGGCUUCUGCAGAGGAUCUCCAGGCUGCAGGCUUGUGUGUGGAGGCAGAAUGUGGCGAAGUGGGCGGCAAGAAUACUCUACAGCAGGAUGCCUAUAUGGCAGUUGAAGUGAACACCGAGGAUGAGCAUGCAGUGGGCUUGCAGGAAGCCGACGACAGAUUGCAAGCACGGCUUACCGGCACCUUGGGUGUCAAGCCCGAGAAGCUUUCUGAUCAGGAGCGAUUGCUCAUCGCUGCGAAGGCCCGAAUUAGCAGGAUGGUUGCUCCGAAGACCCGCAGAAAGGAGCUGGAAGUGCCCGAGUUUGUCAAAAAUCAUUGGUUUGGCAACAAAGAUGAGAUGGCCCACUUGCUGUUAAACUUGAACUUUGACAAGGCAAAGUUCAUCAAUCAGCUGGAGGUUAUCAUCUCCAAGAAGCAGAAGUACACCAUGACCGUAGACGAGGGCUGGUACACGAAUGAUGAAAUGAUCAAUGAGCUGAAGUGGUCCCAGAAGAGGGCCCUGGCUGCCGUAAAGUACUGCGAGUCUGUCCCGGACACUCACGUCCGGUUGAACGUGUACGACAGUGAGAAGGAGUACUGGGUCACCCUGCGGGAGAAGGGCACUCGCAAGGAGCAGAUCUCUCAUGAAGAGAAGCACCGAUCUUUGCAGGCAGUAGAGGAGAAGCUCGAGGAUGAUAAGUUCAAGCGGACGGAAGAAGCGCUCAAGAAGCUGAAUGAUUCGAUCUUGCAGAAGGUGAAGAAGACGAAGAGUUUGGCUAAAGAGCUCAAGACAGGCUACGACGUGAACAAUGCAGACGACAUCAAUUGCAUGGACGAGUUGCAUGACAAGGGCAACGAGCUGCACAUCUCCAGUAGUUUGCAGGGUGGUUGGUCCGAGGCCGCCCCGAAAAGCGUGGCCGCCAAGAAGGUGGCAAAGAAGAAGCUUGGCAAGCGCAGUCGGCAGUGGAGCCGGAUCCUGAGUCAUCACAUGGAGCAAUGGAAGGAUUCCGACAGUUCUCUUAGCAUGUUGAUCGAGUGUUUGGAGUAUCAAUGUGGGCAGUCUUUUGCCACAGGCAGAACUAUGGGCUCAAAACAAUGGACUAGAGCAUCAGGGGUUUCCGAAUUCAGCUACUUUCUAGCACAACAUAUAGCCUGGGGUUGUUCGCAAUUUCAUAUGUUUUUGGCACAAACCAUCCAAAAAGAUGCUGGUAUUAUGUAUAUACAGUUGAACUGUCCUUGGAUGGGAGAUGCAAACCUCGCCCCCCUUGCUGACUCCGACGAUGAGCUGCUAGACCUGUUGACUUGUCAUCGUUCGGUGCUCUUGGCCGCAACUUAA
Symbiodinium necroappetens is the source of this 3048-nucleotide messenger RNA. The record is from the annotation of a GenBank genome assembly. Lineage: Eukaryota; Dinophyceae; Suessiales; Symbiodiniaceae.